This is a messenger RNA of Microcebus murinus (gray mouse lemur), 1908 nucleotides long. NCBI's taxonomy places the organism in Eukaryota, Metazoa, Chordata, Mammalia, Primates, Cheirogaleidae. The record is from RefSeq and is a predicted model, not a curated record.
AUGUCUAUAAGCAAGAACAGGCUGAUUUUACUACUAGGAGUGAUCUGUUUGGAACAAGGUAAAUCGGCGACUCUUUCUGUUUCCAAAGCUCCCAGUUGUGGGCAAAGUCUUGUUAAGGUAGAGCCUUGGAAUAACUUUAACAUUUUCAGUCGCAUUCUUGGGGGAAGCCAAGUGGAAAAGGGUUCCUAUCCCUGGCAGGUGUCUCUGAAACAAAGACAGAAGCAUAUCUGUGGAGGAACCAUCAUCUCUCCACAGUGGGUGAUCACAGCUGCUCACUGCGUUUCAUACAGUAAUACUGUGUCAACUGUGAAUGUCACUGCUGGAGAACAUGACUUGAGCCAGACAGAGCCAGAAGAGCAGAUCCUCACCAUUGAAUCUGUCAUCCUACACCCACAUUUCUCCAGAAAGAAGCCAAUGGACUAUGAUAUCGCCCUUUUGAAGAUGGCUGGAACCUUCCAAUUUGGCCAGUUUGUGAGGCCCAUGUGUCUUCCAGAGCCGGGGCAGAGAUUUCAGGCUGGAUUUAUUUGUACAACAGCAGGCUGGGGCCGCUUGGGUGAAGAUGGUGUCCUCCCGCAAGUUUUGCAAGAAGUGAACCUGCCAAUUUUGACCCAUAAGGAGUGUAUGGCAGCUCUGUCAUCCCUGAGGAAGUUCGUUAGCGGAAAGACCUUUCUCUGCACAGGCUUCCCAGAAGGAGGGAGGGACGCAUGUCAGGGAGAUUCAGGAGGUUCGCUCAUGUGCCAGAAUAAGAAGGGGACCUGGACUCUGGCUGGUGUGACUUCCUGGGGUUUGGGCUGUGGUCGAGGCUGGAGGAACAAUAUGUAUCAAAGUGAUCCAGGAUCCCCUGGGAUCUUCACAGAUCUCAGUAAAGUGCUUCCCUGGAUCCAUGAACACAUCCAAACUGGGCAUCGAAGAAAGAGCUCUAGAGCCUGGUGCAGUGAGCAGGAUGGCGUAGUCAGACAGCCUGAGGGGCAGCUGCACUUUCCAGAAAGCCUCCAGCUAUAUUACGAGAACAAACAACUGUGUGUCUGGACCCUGUUGGUACCAGAGGAAAUGCACGUAUUGCUCAGUUUUUCUCGCUUGGAUGUCGAGUCUUGUCACCACAAUUACCUGUCGAUAUAUUCUUUAGAAGACAGACUCAUUGGAAAAUAUUGUGGAGAAAGUCUCCCUUCAUCUGUUCUUGUUGGCGCCAAUUCUAUAAGGCUGAAGUUCAUCUCUGAUGCCACAGAUUAUGCUACUGGGUUCAAUCUCACCUAUAAAGCGCUUAAACCAAACUACCUUCCUGAUUCAGGUUGCAGUGUCUUAACUGUCCUUUUUGAAGAAGGCUUCAUUCAGAGUCCUAACUACCCUGGAAACUACAGUGACAUGGCCAACUGUAACUGGAUUUUUCAAGCCCCCAAACAUCACCUAAUCGAGCUUUCGUUUCAGAGUCUGGAAAUAGAAGAAAGCGGAGACUGCACUUCUGACUACGUGACAGUGCACAGCGAUGUAGAAAGGAAGACGGAAAUAGCGCGGCUGUGUGGCUAUAUGGUCCCCAGCCCUGUGCUCAGCCCCUCCAGCGUUAUGCUCAUCAGCUUCCGGUCGGAUGAAAAUGGGACCUGCAGUGGCUUUCAGGCUACAGUCACCUUCAUUCCCAAAGCAGAUUUAAACAUCUCCACCAACUUAGAGGAUGAAUCAAUAUUUCUGGAGACUUGGAAUGUGCCAACUAGAGAAAUCAAUGCUUCUGAUGAAGAUUGGGGUGAUGAAUUAUCUUCAAGCCAAGGAACACCAAUGACUGCCAGCCCCACCAGAAGCUAGGGGAGAAACAUGGGACAGAUUCCUCAUCACAGCGCUCAGAAAGAACCAACCAUGCUGACACCUUGAUCUUGAGCUUCUAGUCUCCAGAGUUGUGUGACAAUAAAUUUCUGUUGU